AUGCAACGUCUUGAAUUUGAAAUGUUUGCUAACGAAAUCCUAUCAAGGUUACCAACAAAGUGUGUUGGUAGAUUAAGAUGUGUUUCCAGACAAUGGCGAUACGAAUUGUCGUCAAAAUUGUUUGCGAUUAUUCAUUAUCACCGUACGGCUAAAUAUGAAGAUCCAAAGGUUAUCACGCUGACCAACUCAUCAAUUGAUCUUCUUAACCUGAUUAAUGGAAAUGUAGACAUUUCUUCAAAGAAGACUAUUUCAUUCCCUGUUGACACCUGUCUUUCAAAUCUAACAAUUCUUGCAUCUGAAUAUGGUCUUUUGCUGAUCUCCGUCCAUUGGUUACCGAACGAAUUGAUUCUUUGGAAUCCAACAACUAACAAAUUUAAGAAUUUGUGUGACAAGAAACCCAAACAUUUUUUCGAUUUUAAGACAGAUGCAGUUGGGAUUUAUAUUGAUUCAUCUAACGAUGUUAAAAUAUUACUUCUUCAACGUCGUAUGGAUCAUAUUGUACCGCGUGUUUAUUCUCGGAAGACAUGUGAAUGGAAAACUUUAACUUUCAUGAAAGAUCCGGAUUUAGGUUCACUCUUCUUAUAUUGGUUGUCUUCCGGAGCUUUUUGCAAUAAAGUUUUAUAUUUUCCAUCUGCACACUAUUGGACGCCUGCUAAAAGUUAUACGAUUGCUUUUGAUGUGGAAUCUGAAACUUUCUCGAAGUUUCCAAUACCCCAAUCUACCAAUGUUAUUGGUCGCCAAAGAAGUUUUCUCAAACUCCGCAACACACUUCAUAUGUUUAUUGUUUUAGAGACCCCUGAAACAAUCGUGAAGCUAUAUAAAUUUCAAGAUGACUUAUGGUCAGAAGUGUUGUCUUUUUCAAACGUAAAGUUAUUUUUCUCAUAUGAGGCAUGGCGUAACAAUUUAGAUGAGAACAAAGGUGACACUUGGUCUGUUGAGAUCGAUCGGUGUGGUAUUAUGGACAUACAAAUUGGAAUGAAGGAGUCUCAAUACUUAGGAGACGUUGUGACAUAUAAAGGACUACACAAUGUAGCAUCGUUUGAAGAGACCGUUGUCUCACCUAUUUAG
Messenger RNA from Helianthus annuus (common sunflower), 1068 nucleotides. Its product is annotated as F-box/kelch-repeat protein At3g23880-like. The record is from RefSeq and is a predicted model, not a curated record. NCBI's taxonomy places the organism in Eukaryota, Viridiplantae, Streptophyta, Magnoliopsida, Asterales, Asteraceae. The transcript has a single exon. Gene Ontology annotation, molecular function: protein binding. The coding region runs from base 1 to 1068 and encodes 355 amino acids.